This is a messenger RNA of Acaromyces ingoldii, 1383 nucleotides long. Its product is annotated as FAD/NAD(P)-binding domain-containing protein. The coding region runs from base 1 to 1383 and encodes 460 amino acids. The record is from RefSeq and is a predicted model, not a curated record. Gene Ontology annotation, molecular function: oxidoreductase activity. Lineage: Eukaryota; Fungi; Basidiomycota; Exobasidiomycetes; Exobasidiales; Cryptobasidiaceae. The transcript has a single exon.
AUGAGCAGCGUUGACGCAGACGUCGUUGUCGUCGGGGCGGGUAUCUCUGGCAUCGCAAGCGCCAAGUGGCUUCAUGACCAUGGCAGAAAGGUCAUUGUGCUUGAGCAGAACGCGUGGACAGGCGGCAGGAUCCGUACAGAACGACGCCCCGGUGAGGUGGCAGGUGCGUAUCUGCAGCACGGCGGCAUCUUCCACACCGACCAGUACCCUCGCCUCUGCGCUCUCAUCGAAGAGCUUGGUCUUGGGGCCCGGGUGCAGAAGCAACCGAGCGCAUUCAACGCUAAUGUUCUCCAGCGCGGACAAUGGCGCCACGUCGACUAUGGGUCCCUCCUGGCGCCCAUACGGUUCAGUGCCCUCGGCUGGCUUGACUCGUUGUCACUCUUGCGCGCUGCGGCCCCGAUACUCGCCACCGGUCCGCCGCACCGCAAGGAUGACUUCGGGACGCUUACGAGCAUGCAACAAUUUGACGAGCACGAGUGCACGCGCGGGCUGACAAGCACAGCGGCAGAUUACUUUGCCGCAGGGCCCCACGAGUUCCUCUGGGGCGUGCGCAGCAACAAGAUUUCCAAAGCCAUGCUUGCGCUGCAGCUACAGAUCUUCAAAGGCGACCUCAAGGAGCUGCAGGGCGGCACACAGGCCCUCGUCGAGCUCAUGGCCAAGAGGCUCGAUGUCCGACACGAGACGCAGGUGCACUCGCUCUCGCUCGACGAAGAGCGAGGCACCGUCGCCGUCACUGCUGGAUCUGAUGAGCAGGUCCUGCACGCACGUGCAGUGGUGCUGGCCUGUCAGGCACCGGUUGCUGCGCGACUGUGGCCUCAAGCGCCUAGUAUCAUCAAGCAACACCUCGAGGGGAUCACGUACUCCCGUAUUGACUACAUCUACGUGCGCACCUCGACAAAGUUUUACAUCUCAGAAGGACAAGAGAUUGGCAUGGAGGUGGUUCCUGCCGCUGAAGUGGAGCAAGGGCCUUUUCGGACCAUUGGAGGUAUGUAUUGCUGCGACUCGUGGAUCGAUGCCGGCCAGGAGGGCAGCCUGCUGCUCGUCACCACGUCCAACGCCGCGGACGCUGCGACCAUUGAUGACGACGCUCUCGCAAUGCGCCUUCAAGAAGAGCUCGAGCAUCUGCACCCACAACUGAAGGGCAACAUUGUCUCUCGGAGCAGCAUCAUUCGCCAUGACGACUACACCCCCACCUUCAGCCAGGGAACCGUGGGUCGCCUGUCGAGAGCACAGCUCGAGCUAGAGAGUCUCACCAGAGACCGGGGACAGCAGUGCCAAGGGGCAAUCGUUGACCUCGCGGGAGACCACAUGGCUGCCCCAUGGAUGGAAGGCGCCCUCUACGCAGGCCACAAGGCCGCUCAGCGAGUCCAUUCAGCAUUGUGA